Molecule: messenger RNA, 579 nt
Organism: Penicillium canescens
Lineage: Eukaryota; Fungi; Ascomycota; Eurotiomycetes; Eurotiales; Aspergillaceae
Exons: 1
Coding region: 1-579 (192 amino acids)
Source: RefSeq, a predicted model, not a curated record
AUGGAUUUUGCAUCUCCACCCGAGCCGGAACCCGAGCCGGAGGCUGUGCCAGAGGCACCUCCAUCCGAAGACGCCUGCGACGAUCCGGAAAUCCCGUAUAAAGAGAAAAGCGCCUGGACUGGGCAAUUACGCGACGCAUUUGAACGGAGCCUAGUCGUUCCCGGUCCGCAAAUCACCGACUAUAACUUCACACCACCCGAGAAUACCGGGUCCUGGGAAGACUUCACCCCUGUGUUUCUCGAACAAGCUCAACUAUACGUGCUGGCCGACAAAUAUUGCAUAGACUCACUGUGCCAGCUGGUACUUUCUAAAUUGCAUCAAACAUUAAGAAGCUUCAAACUUUAUGAUACGGGCGUGAGUGGUAUCAUUGAACUUGUUCGAUUUGUCUACAUGAAUACACCGCCAAAUUGCGGUGAAAAAGUUGAUGCCAUGAGGAAUUUUGUAACACGUUACGUUGUUUCUGUUCUUGGUCAAAUUGGUGAGAAUGAAUGUUUCCGAGAGAUUUUAGAAGAAGGCGGUCCUUUCGUUAGUGAUUUCUGGCACACCAUUUGGGGUAUUGAGGAAAACUCUAGCGCAUGA